Molecule: messenger RNA, 3414 nt
Organism: Cheilinus undulatus (humphead wrasse)
Lineage: Eukaryota; Metazoa; Chordata; Actinopteri; Labriformes; Labridae
Gene: mych
Product: myelocytomatosis oncogene homolog
Exons: 3
Coding region: 205-1338 (377 amino acids)
Biological process (GO): regulation of transcription by RNA polymerase II; positive regulation of cell population proliferation
Molecular function (GO): protein dimerization activity; RNA polymerase II cis-regulatory region sequence-specific DNA binding; DNA-binding transcription factor activity, RNA polymerase II-specific
Source: RefSeq, a predicted model, not a curated record
UCGUAGCGGAGGAGAAGGAGAAAGAGAGGGCCGUAACACCAUGCUGCCGUGCUCCAACUUUAAUUUCACUCGCAGAAAAUUACACGUACGUGGUCAGUGGUAGCGCUUCGCCCCUCCCUGUGGACUUUAUCGGAUAUUUCGGACGUUUUCUCCGGUUUUCUUCACAUUGACGCCCCGUCUGUAAGGACACUGAAAGAUUUCAUCAUGUUGCAAAGCUUCGCUCAGUCGCAGGACUGGCUUUACUCCGAGCCGCUGCUGUUUGACGAUGAGUUCUGCCAGAGUUUGAUGAAGGAUCUCCAGUCUUUGCCGACCCCCCCUCAGUCCCCUCCGAUGAAGGCCGGAGUAGACGGCAGUAAGCCCCUCUCCAAGGAGGACCAGCUGAGCUACGUGUCGGACAUCCUGCUGGAGGAUCACGACAUGCAGCUCUGGAACUACGACUUCUUCCACUCGGAUGCUGCGGAGAAAGACGGCGAGCCCAGCCAGCCGUGUUCGCCGCUGGAGGAGAGCGGCGAGGAUCUGUGGCAGUGCCUGGUAGCAGACAAGAGCCUGGACGAGAAGCUGGUGUCCACCAUGCUGGGCUCCAGCCCGCUGCUGUCUGAAAUCAACACCAGCAUCUUCGAGGAGAUCGCCGGCUCCACGCUCGACUGCCAGAACCUGAUGGACACUCAGGAGACGAGCGAGUCCACGUCAGACUACGGCUCCACCGGGGGAGAGUUUUCCACAUAUUCAUCCAGUGACUCUGAAGAAGAGAUCGAUGUGGUCACAGUGGUGCGUUGUUCCUCCAGCCCCUCCCCUCUGCCCUCAUUGGCUGACCUGUCCGCCCGUCAACAGAAGCAGGAAGAGGAGAAGCGAGCUCUCCAGCGCCACCACUUCGAGAUCCAGCUGCAACACAACUACGCCGCACCGUGUCCCGCCUCACCGCCGCCUUCAUCCAACAAGCGUGCGAGAGGCAGCGACGGCACGUCACGCUUCCAUUACUCCUCGUCCCGUAGCUCGUCUUCGUCAUCCUCCUCCUCCUCCUCUUCGUCGCGGUACAGCCACCACCACCACUCGUCCAGGAAUUCAACAGAGACGGAGGACGAAGAGGAGCGGAGGCGGACGCACAAUGUGAUGGAGCGCCAGCGGCGAAACGAGCUGAAGAACUGCUUCAUGCGUUUGAGAGACAACGUCCCCGAGCUGUCGCACAACGACAAAGCGUCAAAAGUGGUGAUCCUGAAGAAGGCGAGAGACUGCAUCUACGGCCUGGAGGACGAGAGCCACAGACUGCAAACCAAGAGGGACAAACUCCGAGCAAAACAGGAGGAGCUGAAGGCCAGACUGGAGCGGCUCCGCAGCUAAUGGACCAAUCACAGGCUUUGUUUCAGCUCAGGAGACUGUGUGUGUGUGUGUGUGUGUGUUGGGGGGUCAGGGAAGAGACAUUGUACAAAGAUGGUGGAUAGGAGCGUCAUGCUAAAAGAACGCACAAGUUUGAAGACAUUUCAUGGACUUGAUAGAGAAGAUUACUCAGUCUGGACUCAACCGUUGCUAUAAAUCCACACUCGUUGCCUCAGAUCUGAUCAUUCUCAUGCCUCGACUGCUGACUGUUGUAGAGAGUAGAGUUUUAAAGAGGGCGGAGAGAGCAGAUAUUUGUACUAAAGUCGGGCUGGAGGCACACUGAAACUCAAACCCUGGGUUCUGUUAGUUCAUAAAUGUCAGUUGUGUGUAAUAACGGUCAGCCACAUCAGCUCAGCAGCUGAUUGAAACUUGAAUAAUGUUUUCAGGACGUCCCAUAGCCAUACUAACCAGUGAUCCCUCCACUCUGACCAGUGUGUGAUGCUGGCUUUCCAGUUAUUCCUUCAGCUGCAGCGCCUUUAUUCCAGAUGUUGGGGUCAGUCAGAGGUUUCAGUGUGUCUCCAGCCCUGCUCGGCUUCAGGCGGACCUUUGGGCCCAACACCACUCUGUUAUCAGGUUCAGUACUGUAUAGAGCAGGGGUGAUACUGUAUGAAUACAAAGGCUCAGCCUGGGUCAGCUCUCCUCCAGAUCACCAGCUUCAGAGUAUGUGUGGAGAUGUUUGUGUGAUGAAGAGUCAUGAUGAAGCUCUGACAGUAGCCAUAAUAAACAGCAUUCAGGUUCUGAGGAGGCGGAGCUGGAGGGGGACUGAACCGUCGGCAGGGCUAACGUAGCAAAUCAGCCAAAGUCGGGUUGAAAAAACCUCUGAAUAACGUUUGCAUGUCUGAAACAGAGACAGAUCUUAUUUAAUGGUUCUGGUUGGAGGAAGCUGCAGUAGCAGCAGUGAUACUGUGACGUUUUUCUAAGAGAAAAGGUUGAUAUUUUUAUUCUUCUAUGACCAUAAACUCAGUGGAAACUGUUUCAAUGUAACUGUGGUUCAUUAAUCGGCUCGUCAGACGUUUGAUUCUGGCUCUGAACUUAAAAAUCAGGAUAAUCCAGAUUCGAUUUCCCUGUAGCUUCAUGUAAGCUGAUGUUAGAAGGCACGAUUUUAAGCAGAAGUGACACACACUCACAGGUCUAUGAUGAUGAACGUUAUCGUCCGUUGUAAACGAAGACUUAGGCGAUGUAUAUUUGCUAAAGUAAGCCCCACCGAUGAAACAUUAGCAGACUUUAACUGGUGCCAUCUCUGCCAUAAUGAAGCUGCUGCAUGGGUCACAGGGAUGCAGAACGUUAGAGUUUAAUAUUUAAGUUUGGAGAAUAAAGGCGUAAAUCUGUACCUGUUCACCAGGAGCCUGUUGUCUUUAAGCUUUCAGGUGUUUUGUUGGGCUCGUACUUUGGGCUGGAUCUGAAGUUUGAAAUAUUGCCAAUAUUAUGGAUUAAUGUGCUGUUUGUAAUGAUGGGAAGCAUUUGCUUGUGUCAAAUGUCUUAAAUGCAUCCUGUUAUUUUUUUAUGCUAAUAGAGUUCUUCCUCUUGGGUCUGGCUGUACUUGAACAGACGUGUUCAUUAGGAGUAAUGAGUGGAGGUGUUUUUGAUGUUUUUAUGGUAAACCCUGUUCUGCCUUGAAUGAAUUCUGUUCAGGACUCCUCGUGUUCUUUUGUUGAACCUCACUGUCUUGUUAAAACCUCCAUCGCUUCCAAAACAGCCAUGAAUUUUUCUAGCUUUGGAUUUUUUCUUCCAAAUAUCCUGGAUUAUUUUAGUUUUCAGCCACAUUUUUACAGUGAGGUUUUAACAGGACAGUGCUGGGAUUUAUUCUUAUUUUUCUUAGCAUGAUAAAACCUACCUCCACCUGGCUUCAGUCUGGCCUGUAAUAUGUUGUUUUGGUUAAUAUUGUAUAGAUUUUUUUUUAUUAAAUGUAAAUAUUUUUGUUAUUGUAUCAUAAAUUAUUUUUGUCAUUUUUUUUCUUUGUUCCUUUAGAUUUAAAAAAUGUUAUUCUUUACCAAACAGCACUUUUUUUUAAAUAUUGAUGUAAUUAAAGAUUGAACGAGA